GCGACGCGGCCGCGGCCGACCGCUCCGCCGUCCACCGCUCCCCUAUCAUCUACAUUGCUCCUUAAGCAAUUUCUACUCCUCGCUUCCGCCGACUCGCGGCCUCGCGCGUAAGGUCUAUCUCCGCCAAAUCAUUGUCCCUUCUGCUCCCGUUCCCAGCGAUGAUGCCGACGACUGCUCUUCAGCCACAUCGACGCCGAUGCCAACGACGGUGUCGAGCUUCAGACCUCCAUCCAACAGGGCUUGCACGUGCGGGGGCUCAUCAGCUCAGGAGCGUCCGGGUCCGGCUAAUCCAGCCUUUCUGUAUAUGGUAUGCCUUCUCUUUGGGCUCUCCUUCCUGAGGACGAAACCGCUGCUUGCACACGAUGUUGUGCGCUCUCCGAUGAAUGGCAGCCAGCCAGGUGCUGCCCAUCUUCUAUGCUCAAGUCCUGCUACCAGUGAAAACUCGCCAGGUGCUUCCUGUUGGAAAUAUUUAUGUUAAGAUAAGAUGUGAUCUUCACUGUUAAGGAAAGCAUUUAAACUACCUAAACAUGAUUAGGAAAACCUAAUGACAAAACCCUAAUGGGUUGUGAUCAGCAGGCUCAUUAGGCCUGUUUCCUGAGGCUGGCCCCAGCCCCACAGUGCCUAUAAAUAUAAGGUCGUGGUUAGCACCUUAUAAUCACGUUGUUCUCAAAACCCUAGCCGCCAUGUCUGAUCGCUAACGGCACUGGAGGGGUUUGGAAGGCCAAGCACUCGCGGACAGUGUCGUUGGCGACAAGGACACCGCUACCUUGCUGCAUCAUCUACACUGACAAGAACGCCUACUUCCUCUACGGUUCAGGCGCCAUCAACUCAGGAGGCAUUAAUGACUGCUGCUACUGCUAACGCUAGUAUAAUAAUCUACCAAUUUUCCGCAUUAGAUUGAUCUGUCAUGAACUAGAUUAUGUAAAGAUCCUGGGUUAUGUGCUGCUAAUGUUGAUUAAGCAAUUAAUUUAAUCUUACAAUCGGUAUCAUGAGCCAUCUUAAUCUUGUCAUGUGGGGCCGCCAUUACCAGCGCCCACCCCUCAUGCAAGCCAAUCCAGGCGCCCCGCAUGCAGGCCAAUCCAGGCGCAGCUGAUGGCGCGCAGCAACAGGAGGCGCCAGGGUCAAGUGGCUAGGCGCCGGUUUAGGCUUGAUUAUAGGGAUUACCUUCCAGUUUGUUAGGGAUUUCUUUCCUGUUUGUUAGCAGGCUGGCCAAGUGCCUAUUUAAUGGUUGUACCGAUCACUCUUGAGGAUUAAGCAAGAUCAAUUUACUCCCUAAACCUAUCUCUCUACUCUUAAUCUCACUCCCUUCACCAUUGCGCACAUUCGGAGAAGAACUCCGGCGUGCCUACCUCCUCCGGCUACGAACUCCGUAGCCGCGGGCCUGCCGUCUUGGGCAUCAACGCCGUUGAUAACCUGGUAUCAACUUCCAGGCGCUCCUCGUCAUCCAUCACACCACCAAACCCCACCGCGCCACCCUCACCAUUGCCCUCCGUCCACUCAAUGGCCGAACCCACCCUGGCUGAGCCCGCGGCCAUGACCCGCAAGCUGACCACGAACCUGGACACCCUCCAGGCCAAGGUCGACGCGAUCCAGCAGGAACGCAUCUCGGACGCCUCGGCGUCGGGCACCAAGUCGCCGGCCAUGGGCGAACACCACCAAGAUCGGCCCCCUCGGUUCUAGAAGUUGGACUUCCCCAAGUAUGACGGCAAGUCGGAUCCCCUCGUCUUCAUCAACCGGUGCGAAUCCUUCUUCCGCCAGCAGCGCAUCGUGCCCGAGGAGCAGGUCUGGAUGGCGUCCUACAACAUGGACGAUGUCGCCCAGCUCUGGUUCAUGCAGGUCUAGCAGGAAGAGGGCACCCCCUCGUGGCGCCGCUUCACCGAGCUCCUCAACCUGUGGUUCCGAUCCAACCCCCUUGGUGAGUUGGUGGCGUGCAAGAGGACGGGCUCCAUCGUCGACUACCAGGGCCACUUCGAGGCGCUCCUGCCCACCGCAGGCUACUUGUCCGAGGCCCAGAAGGUGCAGAUCUUCACCGCCGGACUGCAGCCGCCCUUUAGCCUUGAUGUCGAGAUCCACAACCCCCAGUCCCUCGCUGUGGCCAUGAGCCUCACCCGCAAACUGGAGCUCCGCAACCAGUGCCCUGCACCAGUGCUGCGGUCCGCGCGCGAUCAACAGAGGGGCAUUCUGCUGGCGCCAAUCCCGCGCCUAGCACUCUCGGCCCCCGCGUCGGCGCCAGCACCGACAGCAGCGCCGGUCACCGUUGAAGGCCGACAGGUAAAACGCCUCUCGCAGGGAGAGAUGGAGGAGCGUCGAUGCCUGGGCCUCUGCUUCAACUGCAAUGAGAAGUUUGAGAGGGGCCAGAACCGUGUCUGCCAGUGCAUCUUCCUCCUCGACCUGGCGCCGGGUGAUGACGAUGGGGCCUCCGAACCCGAUGAGGCCGCGGCCGGCGAACCCCAGAUCUCCCUCCACGUGAUCGCCGGCGUACAUACCAGCGAGACGAUGCAGAUGCGCCUCACGCUGGGCGGCGUCUCCCUUCUCGCCCUCAUCGACUCUGGCUCCACGCACAACUUCAUCGCCGAGGAGGCGGCCGCCCGUACCAUGCUCCCACCACCCCUCCUCGGCCAGCUGCGAGUCACGAUGGCCAAUGGCAAGCGGGUACCGUGCCACGGCGUGUACCUCAACGUGUAAUUCACCAUCGACAAGGAGGCUUUCUCUGCACGGUCUACUGUUAAGCCAUGUUUUGCCUCUGACCUAUUGGUUUAGAUGCAAAUUGUUUCUGCAAUAAAGUUUUGAUGUCUCUGCAGAAAAGUUUUCAUGCAUGCAGUUAUGUUUUGCACGCAAUUAGAUCUAAUUGAUGUUUAAUUAAGUUUCUGAAUGCGUGAUUAGAUCUAAACCAUGCCUAAUUAGUUUCUGAUCAUGAAAUUAGAUCUAAUCUAAGUCAGUUAGGCCAAACUUAAGUUAAAUCUUGAUCUGUUUAAGUAUAAGUGUAUCAGAUUAGAUGCAAAUGAUUAUGUUAAUACUAAUUCAUGACUAACCGAGGCAAAUUAAGAUUUAAUUUCAUGAUUAGGGUUCUAGGGUUUUGGCUACUUAAUGUGUUCUCCCAAAUUAGCCCGCUGUUAAGUUAAAUUUCGCAAAUUUGAAGUCAGAUCCAUGAAACUAGAUGCAUCAGUAGCAUUGAGAAGAAGGGGAAUGGCAAAAUUUCAGUUGCAUCAGUAAAAUCCACAAAUUCGCCAAACCCUAACCCUAAGAUUGAAGGAGUCCUUACCUGUAUGGCCAUGAGUAUGCUUGCUGCCAUGAGCGAGCACCAUGGCAAGGCUUCCCCAAUGGAGCUGCGCGCGACUCGGUUGCACGCAGCGCCGGCGGGAAGGCUCGCCAAGGUGCAAGGAGGCAGCGGCAAAGAGGUGCAAGGAUCCUCGACGCCCUGCUAAUGCUCAACUUUCCCACCUAUGACGGCAAAGAGGACCCCCUAAAUUGGCUCAACCACUGCGAGCAGUUCUUCCGGAGACAGCGUACGCUUGCCUCGGAUCAGGUCUGGUUCGCCUCAUACCAUUUGGUGGGCGCAGCUCAGUCCUAGUACUACGCCCUGGAGCAAGACGAGGGUGUGCCGUCGUGGGAGAGGUUCAAAGACCUCUGUCACCUACGCUUUGGUUCGGCCGUCCGCACAAAUCGCCUCGCUGAACUGGCUCAGCUGCCCUUCCACUUGACGGUGCAGGACUUCCAGGAGCGCAUCAACGCACUGGUGUGCCGCACACCACAUCUACUGCAGAGCUAGAAGGACGACCUAUUUGUCGGGAGCCUCCCUGAUAACAUCUAGGUCGACGUCAAGUUGUUAGUGCUCCAGGAUCUACAGUCGGCCAUGCACCUAGCUCGGGCCUAUGAGCGCCGCGCUGCA
Panicum virgatum (switchgrass) is the source of this 3889-nucleotide messenger RNA. RefSeq lists its product as uncharacterized. The coding region runs from base 2098 to 2685 and encodes 195 amino acids. The transcript is spliced from 2 exons. NCBI's taxonomy places the organism in Eukaryota, Viridiplantae, Streptophyta, Magnoliopsida, Poales, Poaceae. The record is from RefSeq and is a predicted model, not a curated record.